GUACAAUAAAAUAUAAAACUUAACAAUAUAAAGUAUAUAUGCUUAAAAUUAUUAUCUUAUCCUAAUUUUUGUAUAGGUUUAACACUAAUGAAAAAAAAAAAGUUACUUGUCUCUUUGUUUUGCAUGAUUACUUUCUUAACAUACUCGACUGCGCAGUUUUUUUAUCCAUCAAGAAAGUUAUCAUCUCGCUACUCAUUCACUAUUUUUCAAGAUAGACAAGUAACAUAUAGUACAAACCUUGUGGAAACACAUGCGGAUUACGAAGAUUGCAUUACUGUUUGCUAUAACAUUUUUGAUAGAUGUAAGUCCAUAGACAUCCAAAUUGUGAAUAAUUCAACACUAGUAUGUCGAUUUUUUAACGACGAUUCUCCACCAACUCAGUUAGCAGAAGGAUAUCUUUUUGUUUCUACAGUACCACCAAAAUGUUCUCAAAGUUGCAGUUUAACAUUGAACCCGUGUGGAAAAUGUAAAUGCAAUCCAUCAUGUUCUGCAAAAAAUCGGCGACAACAUAUUUGUAAUUGUACAACAGCAGCAGGAGUUGCGAAAAGUUGCCAAGAACAUUAUGAUAAUGGGUUCACUAAAACAGGAGUAUUCAUAAUUAUUCCGAAUGGCUUUCCAAUUGAGACUAUAUGUGAAAUGGAUAAAGUUGAGCGUAAAAAUCCUAAAAUUAAUACUCAAAAAUGCAUGCUGCAAACAUCAACAAUGAUGGAGUUUUCAUUUGCUUUUUCAGUAUCAUACUGUGCAAUUACUUGUGCAAAAAACAAGGGAAUUGACACAGUCAUUUUUAACUCUCCUUGUUUCUGUGGGCGUUAUCUUGGUAGAACCUAUUUGUGUCCUUUUUUUAAAGCAUGUACAUACUCUGAUUAUUGUAGAAUAGGAGAAUCAUUUGAUUGCACAUUAACAAAUUUGAAUAGAUUCGAGCUGUUAAUUUAUGAAAAUGAAGUUUUAAUUUCUUUUGACAAAAAUUCAUGUGUAAAUUUUUGUACAAAUUAUCAGAAUACAAACUCAACAUAUAAUGGAUAUGUUGCAAGUGGAAUAGCUGUAACAAAUAAUGAUUGUCUGUGUCUUUAUGGAUUUACUGGUAAAACAACAUCUGCUUAUUAUGGAUGUUUGUAUUAUGACAUGGCACCAACAACUGUGGUUACAAGCAUUAAAGAAGUUAAUGAGCAACUAAUACAAAGUUCAAACUUAAUUACAACAUUAUCUUUUUUGGAUAAGACAUUUUCAGUUUUUUUUAUGCUGAAACCGAUCUCAAAUAGAGGCUUGAUGUGUAAUAUUAUUCAUAUGACUACUUACGGCCAUUAUGGUUAUUAUGGAGCUAGAAUUCCUGGUGUAUGGAUGGAUCCAAGUUCAAGAUUAUACGUUUCUUUUGCAGUUAACGGAGAUGGUGAUUAUGCUUUUUAUACCCAAUCACUAUCACUAAAUGUAUGGUCAAGUCUACUUAUAUCACAAACUGAUUUUAAUGGAGUUUACACAUACACAGUUUAUUUAAAUGACCAAAUUGUCCGAAAUAAUACAAAUUAUCAGCCACAGUUUUUUAAAGAUGUCAAAGUUUAUGCAUCAGAUCCAUGGUCUUGUACAUUUGAUGGCUAUAUUAAAGAUCUCAAAAUUGUUAAUGGAUAUGCUGAUUUUGUAGAUGAAGUCAGUGAGUUAGUGAUAAAAAAAAAUAAUUUAAUUGCAUUAUUGUCAUACUUGGAUGAAGCAUACUCAGUUUCAUUUAAAAUUAAACCCAGAUCAUAUUCACUAGGAUGGAAGAGUGUUAUUCAUUUAACCAUUGGAAAAGAUGUAGGUAAUUAUGGUGAUAGAACCCCAGCUGUAUUUUUUAAUAGUGAUAGGUCAGGUAGAUUAUACAUUACUUCAGCAGUUAGUGGAAAUAGCAAUCAUAUUUUUAUCACCCAGCCACUGCCGCUGAAUGAGUGGACAAGUAUACAAAUAUUGCAAAUCCAAUUAAAGGGAAAGUAUGUAUUUUCAGUGUAUUUAAAUGAAUUAAUAGUUCAUAGCGUUGAGAAUACAAAGCCACAAUCUUUUGAAAAUCUUAAAGUCUAUGCUGCAGAUCCUUGGUAUGAUGCACAAGAUUGCUCCAUUAAAGAUCUCAAAGUCAUAAGUGGAAGUAAUGGAGUCUGGAUUCCAAUGAUGACACGAUUUGCCAGCUGGGAAUCGUCUUUUUGGGAUAAAAGUUAUGAGUCUUAUGAAAAUGGUUUUGGUUUGGUAAAUCAGCAAUGGAUUGGCUUAAAAAAUCUUAAUCAAAUAACAAGCAAUUAUUUUACUGACAUGAGAAUUGAUUACGUUUUUAAAGAAGGUAUAACAUUUAGUACAAGGUAUUAUAAUGUUACAAUUGGCUCAAGUGAAGAGAAAUAUAUCUUUCAAUAUGAAAAGUAUAAUCCAAGAGGCUCUGGUGAACCAGAUCGAUUGAACACAAACGGUAUGGUAUUCAACAAUUGUAGCAACUGGUGGACAGCUAUUGGACAAAACAAUGUUAAUUGCAAUAAAGAUAUGUUUCCGACAUCGACUAACUACAUCUGUUUUGGGUCAGCUAAAGAAUUGCUUUCUAUACAAUUUUUCUUACGCACAAAUUUAGAAAAAGAAACUACUAACGCACCAUAAGCAGUAACGAAAAUUGUCAAGAUUAAAUUUUUAUUAUGCUAAACUUCUAUUAAAUAAAUAAACAUUAAAAGUUAAACAUUUAAAGAGUAUGAUAUAUUGAAGAUCUGAUUUCAAUCGAAGAUCACUUAAUUUUAAAUUGUGACGUGUUGACGUGUUGUAAUAUAUAACAGCCUUUUGUUUUUUAAUUUUUAUUCACAUUUAUAAUUUUUCACUUUUUUUUUUAAUAUUUGCGAAGUAAUAACAUUUUGGAGUAAUCGAAUAUUUUUGAGCUUUUACUUUAGAGUUUCAUAAAUUUUUUGAAACUCAAACAAUGAAAAAUUUUGAAUAUGUCCAGUCAGUGGCGUAACUAGGGGGGAGCAUAACCCCGCAAAGCGUGGGGGUCCCGCGGAGAUUUACAAAUUUUACUCAUAUGAAUAAUAGCUACGAAUAAUUACUCAUAUGAAAAAAGAUUCUAACUUAUUUCUCAAAUUUAUAAAAUAUAUAUUUUUUACAGGCUUAAUCGUGUUAUAUUAAUUUAAUAUAAAAAGCAAAUAUUGAAUUUUUCAUUCUUAUUAUUUUGAAAAAAAUUAAAGUGGGAGAAAAAAUUAAAAGAGGGCCCCUUUACUUUUUUGGCGGAGGGGGUCCCAAAUUUAUAAGUUACGCCACUGUGUCCAGCUCAUGUUAUUUUUAAAGUUACUGGCUUUUGUAAAAUACGCUUGGUUGAAAGUUUUUGCAUAUAUAUAUAUAUAUAUAUAUAAUAUAUAUAUAUAUAUAUAUAAAA
Hydra vulgaris (swiftwater hydra) is the source of this 3364-nucleotide messenger RNA. RefSeq lists its product as uncharacterized. The record is from RefSeq and is a predicted model, not a curated record. Lineage: Eukaryota; Metazoa; Cnidaria; Hydrozoa; Anthoathecata; Hydridae.